AUGUAUGCACGGUUUGUUUACCGAUUUACUAGAUGUGUCCGUAUGCAUGGUUUGGAACUUCCCCACUCCACUGUGUCACUCUCCUCUCUUCUUUCUCUCGCUCUUCUCCUCAAAUUCACUCCAACUCCGCGCCUCGACUCGACGCCCUGGCGCCCCGCCUCGCCUCAGAUUCUAAUGGAUGAUUUGGAGCAACCCAUCGUGCCCUUCUACGAGUCGGUCCACUUUUGGUCUGACCACACCGUCAUGAGCAAGUCUCGCGACACGCGCAACCGCCUCUACAUGAAGGCCCGGCCCUUGAAAGCAGGCCUUGCCAAGGCCAUCGAUGACGGGCUGAUCGGCCCAAAUGACGACCCCGAGGCCCGCUCGAAAAUCCUGCACGAGGAGUUCGACUGGGACAAGGACCUCGCCAACAACAUCUGGUCCUUCGGGCCCAACACCACCGGCCCGAACAUUUUGGUCAACAAGUGCAAGGGAGGAGCCGUCGACGAAAUCAAGGAAUUUGUCGUGGCCGGUUUUCAGAGAGCCUCGAAUGAGGGCCCACUCGCCGGAGAGAGAAUGAGGGGAGUUUGCUUUGAGCUGUGUGAUGCCGUGAUCGACGACCGGGACCUAGACGAGCUCGAGCGACAGAUCAUCGAGACUGCUGAACGUGCCAUGCACGCAGCAUAUCUCUCGGCAACUCCUCGUUUAUUGGAGCCCAUGUACUUGGUCGAGUUUCAGGCGAUGGAGCCCGACCUAGACGUGAUCCACCGAGCUAUGUACGACAAGUGUGGACACGUGUUCAAAAUGGAGGAGAUGCCCGGCAACUCAAUGCUCUACAAUUGCAAGGCCUACCUGCCGGUGAUGGGGUCUGUUGGGUUAUUCGCCGAUCUCCGGGCAAAGAUUUCCGGCGAGAUUUUUACACGAGCGGUUAUUGACCACUGGGAUAUAAUGUAUCCCGACCCAAUGAAUGCCGAGACUGAACCGGGUAAGAUGGUGCAGGAAACUCGGAGGAGGAAGGGAUUAGGGGAGAUGAAGCGGCUGUCAGAUUAUGAGGAUGAGCUGUGAGUUUGAUUAUGUCAAUAUUUUCAGAGGAAGAAUUUAAUAUGAGAAUAUGUCUCAGUUUUUGUACUUCAUCAUGAAAGAUCCAAGUUGCUCUAGUUUUAUCAUCCUCUACUGCUGUAAACAUAUAAGAGGUAUUUGUGUUGUGACAGACUUGCUAAAAUCAGAUUGUACUUAAAAUUAGGCAUGACAAGCACAUCUUUCAGAAUUAGAUCAUCGCUUAGCCUAACCUCACCUAGUUUGACCACUUUAAUUUUAGCUCCAUUUGGGAAAUUCACUGUACUUAUACCUCAACUGAAUUACCGAAUAGAUCUUCAUGGCAACAUAUAUGUUUUUCUUGCUCCUGUGUGUGUCUACAAUCCAACUUGUAUGUUACCAGUCAUUCUAUGAUGCGAAUCCAAAAUGUAUGACUGUUUGUUUACCGAUUUACUAGAUGUGUUCGUAUGCAUGUUAUGGGUAAUUGUAUAUGUUAUAAACGUGCG
Messenger RNA from Striga asiatica, 1520 nucleotides. Lineage: Eukaryota; Viridiplantae; Streptophyta; Magnoliopsida; Lamiales; Orobanchaceae. The record is from the annotation of a GenBank genome assembly.